Penicillium canescens is the source of this 408-nucleotide messenger RNA. Its product is annotated as 60S ribosomal protein eL27. The record is from RefSeq and is a predicted model, not a curated record. The transcript has 4 exons. The coding region runs from base 1 to 408 and encodes 135 amino acids. Gene Ontology annotation, molecular function: structural constituent of ribosome. Gene Ontology annotation, biological process: translation. Gene Ontology annotation, cellular component: cytosolic large ribosomal subunit; ribosome. Lineage: Eukaryota; Fungi; Ascomycota; Eurotiomycetes; Eurotiales; Aspergillaceae.
AUGAAGUUCAUGAAAGUUGGCCGUGUGGCCAUCAUCACCCGUGGCCGUUACGCCGGUAAGAAGGUCGUCAUUGUCCAGCCUAACGACUCUGGCUCCAAGGCGCACCCCUUCUCCUACGCCAUCGUCGCCGGUAUCGAGCGUUACCCUCUGAAGGUGACCCGCGGUAUGGGCAAGAAGCUCGUCGACCGCCGCAGCCGCAUCAAGCCUUUCAUCAAGGUCGUCAACUACAACCACUUGAUGCCCACCCGUUACACUCUCGAGCUCGAGGGUCUCAAGGGUACCGUCUCCAACGACACCUUCAAGGAGGUCUCCCAGCGCGAGGACGCCAAGAAGACCAUCAAGAAGGCCCUUGAGGACCGGUACACCAGCGGAAAGAACCGUUGGUUCUUCACUCCCCUGCGUUUCUAA